UGCUUCUGAUCUGCCUCACAACUCAAAGCAUAUCAACUUCCUUACAGCAAAUUUCUUCAUCAAAAAACAUGGGUGUCAAGACUUUCUUCCAUGAACUGAAAUCCAAGGUUUCAGCAUCCAGGUUCUUCAGGGCUUUGGUCACAGACUCGCACGAGGUUGUCCCCAAAUGCACCGAGCACAUCAAGAGCAUUGAGACUGUUGAAGGACAUGGUGUUACUCCCGGAUGUGUCAUGCAGACAAACUUCCACGACGCUUCUCAUUUCAAGUACGUGAAGCACAGAAUCGACGAAGUUGACACCGAGAACUACGUGUGCAAGUACACUUUGAUCGAAGGCAACGUGCUGGGGGAGAAGUUCGAGAAGAUCUGCUACGAGCUCAAAUUCGAGCCCACGGAAGACGGAGGGUGUGUGAUCAAGCAGAAGAGUGAGUAUCACACCAAGGGUGACGUCGAGCUGAACGAUGAGGAGAUCAAAGCCGGGAAGGAACAGGCUGCGGUGCUCUACAAGGCUGCUGAGGAGUAUCUCGCUGCCAACCCUCAUGUCUGUGCCUGAAUGUUUUGAUCAUGGAGAUAUUAAGAUUGUCGUUUCUUGGCUAUGUUGUCUUAAUAAUAAAGGGACGAUCGUCCCUGUUGUUUUCUAUUAAUGUGUAUGGUUUUUGUGUAAGAUUUGGGAGUGGGAGUACUGAAGUUUUUGUUUGAGUUCAUGGUACUAAUUGUUCGUA
This is a messenger RNA of Sesamum indicum (sesame), 720 nucleotides long. RefSeq names its product pathogenesis-related protein STH-2. Gene Ontology annotation, molecular function: abscisic acid binding; protein phosphatase inhibitor activity; signaling receptor activity. Gene Ontology annotation, cellular component: nucleus; cytoplasm. Gene Ontology annotation, biological process: defense response; abscisic acid-activated signaling pathway. The record is from RefSeq and is a predicted model, not a curated record. NCBI's taxonomy places the organism in Eukaryota, Viridiplantae, Streptophyta, Magnoliopsida, Lamiales, Pedaliaceae.